Lingula anatina is the source of this 2532-nucleotide messenger RNA. RefSeq lists its product as uncharacterized. Lineage: Eukaryota; Metazoa; Brachiopoda; Lingulata; Lingulida; Lingulidae. The record is from RefSeq and is a predicted model, not a curated record.
UAAAGCUUGUUCACGCGGUGGGGUAGUAGUAUAAAUUGAAGGAAAAACUGUCUGGCCGUCACUUCACCUUGUCUCGGCCGUGCUAAGAGCCGAUUUGGAUUUACUUUGUUUUUCAAACCAAAGUUUGUAUUCUUGGUAGCAUUGCAAGGAUAAAGCAUGAGGAUCUCAAUAUUCCUACUUUUCGUGCUGUUGGCAGCUGUUACUGCUAAAAAGUCUCGUUCUAAACACCACAACACUGGAAUGCAGAAACAUGGGCCGACAGCGGAGGACGAAGAUUUUGCAAAGGAUCCAAAAGGAGAAGUUAUGGAAAGGGGCGACGAUGAAGAUGAUGAUGAUGAAGAUGUAAAAAGGUCAAAAGUUUCAGAGAUCAGCUCCAGCAGAGAGGCCUUGAAAAGAGCAAGAGCAGAAAAACGUCGUCGGCGAAAGCAGCUCGGAAAGAAUAGCCGUAGGAAAGGACGCAAGGAUCGAAAGGGCAAAAGAAAGGGGAAAGGCAAUCGCAACAGGAAGCUGAUUAUGGGGCUUAAAGGUUCCCCUUAUGCCAACCCUGCGCAGGUCCAGUGCGACCCCAAUCCGUCAGUGUCCUUUGCCGAGUGUUUUAUGGGGUACAAGACAUGGAGCGGAGGUCGAGAUGCCAGUAAUGUCAGCCUCUGGCUACAGCAGGGUCUCAGGAAUAACGACCAGCAGCUUUUUGAAGAGAUGUGCACCACCAUCUCCACACUGGACGCUUGUAUGGAAACCACGGUGUCGCUGUGUGGACUGAAGCCGCUGACAGAAUUCUAUCAAAUGUGGCGGAGUUAUGAUCCUUUAGCAGUGCGCUUUGACAGGAUGUGCAGUGACGCUGCUCUGAUACCUCUGUACAAAGCUGUGUUGCCUUCGCACAAUCUGAAUGAGUGCAGCGCCGAAGGAUCAGAAUUUGAUUCCACACUGAUGAAGGUUACAUUCCCUUUCUGGUCAAAGGUGUUCAAAUUUGAUUGGCAACGCGUCACGAAGGAAAGCAGCACGGAGCUUUGUGGAAUAUAUGAACAAGCCGUGGAAGCGGUCAAGAUGGUGUUUUCAGAUAUGACCAACAACUGUACUGACCUGACCAGCCAGACCUAUCCUUGUGGUCUUGUCUUCAGUGUUCCUGGUAGAAUAGAGUCCAUUUGCCAAAUGGAGAAAUGCUUGAAUUUAUCCUCUCCAAAACCGGGGCCAAGCAACCCAAUGAUCAAGAGGUUUACGGUUGGAGCUUUUGGCGUAUCUCAUCUCAAAAUGAUGGGGGUGGAACGGUCUCAGUUCUGUCCACGGGCCGGGCGGGUGCAGUACAUGACCAACCAGUUUUUCACCAUAGAAGGUUACAACAUGGUGAUUGAUAAGAAAACGGGGGCUUCCGUAAUCGUUAGCUUAAACAUGACGUUUUACGAAAACGGCAGCAACCCAGUGGCCACAUACCUGGCGCGUGGACAACUGCCCGACACCUUCCUAGACGGGAGUAGAGAAAUCACAAUAGGUCUUAGCAGACUGGUGAUCGAGAGCAGUGGACCCAAGCUACCUAUGAAGCGCGUUAUGAUCCGUGACACGGUGACAGGGAUGUACAUCGCGUUCAGGGUGUACAAGGGAACUCUUUCGUUCUUAGUGAGAGCGCCGAAGUGGGUAUUUUUAUCCUCCAAGGGCUUGGUUCUUGAAGGCUGCGCCAACAAUGAAAAGCCAACUCAAGGAAAGAAAAAAGUCCGCCGAGACGUUGAAGAUCAGAUUUUAAAAAGUUGUGUUGAUGUGUGUGGGAACAGAUAUGAUAUGUAUACGUGUAUGGACAGAUGUUUUACGGAAAACUUGAAACCAGUUCGGAUUCCAGAGAAGCACAACAUGAACAGUGCUGCCUCGCCUUGGUACAAAACACCCGUUGAAACAAUCCUUGGUGUUUUCACAAAGUUGAGAUCAUAGACUUGCUAUUAACAACCAAAAGAUAAACUCAAGUUCCAUUCCAAAUUCAGUUCGCUUUAAAUUAUGUUUAUACACGUAAAACCUUGUCUCCUAACGGGUACCAUGGGAGAAAACGUCAUAAAAUAAUUACCACAAGGACUACAAUUUUAUAGAAGUGCGGUUUCUGAAUGUAUAUUGUAUAGUUGAUGGAUUUCAGUAUGAAUAUGUAAUUAGGUUUUUUAAUAUAUAAGUUUUGAUAUAGACUUAUAUGUGCGCCUUUUUGUACAUUUGCCGGUGAUAUAGACAUAAUGCACUGACACACGCCAGUCUUUACUGAAAUACAAGGGGUAUAUUUGGAACAUAGAUAGCUAAUUCUGUGUACAGGUGGUCAUCAAGAAAUAUAAAAACCGGAGAAAGAUCAAAUGCUGAAUGACAUUGCACAAGAUUUCAUGUUUCCGAUAAAUAAGUAACAAAAAUUGAGACAUGAAAAGACUAAAGUGCAAAUAGUUUAGAGCCAUUGUCUGGCCCUAGGUGGAAUAUGCCUUGAAGUGAUGCAAAUUGAACUACACUGUCAAUAAAUUAUAUGCAUGUCAAAAGUAUCAACGCCCCAUUUAAAAGACAUUGUCUGAUCAUCAU